AUGUCGCGCUUUGGCAAAUGCUGUGGGGGGAGAGCCGCGGAGAGCGAACGGCUUCCGUCUCGCGUGCCGGCGGACAUGGCGGACGAGAUCCAGCGAAGCACACUUCUCACGCGCAAGGAAAUUCAGGGCUUGUACGACAGGUUUCGCAAGUAUGCUCCGGACGGCCGCCUGCUAUUCUCUCGGUUUUGCGACACCUUGGGAGUGUUGGGAAUGCUGGACGACACGAUGAUUGCAGAGCGGAUGUUCCGAGCUUUUGAUCAGAACAAGGACCGAGAGCUGAGCUUCACGGAGUUCGCCACCGCUUUGGGCGUCAUGAUGCGCGGAACCGACGACCAGAAGCUGAACCUUUCGUUUCGAAUUUUGAAUCCAACCUACACGGGAACGGGGGAGUGCCUUGAAGACUACCGGUGCCACUCCGUGAGCACUUCAGAUUCAGAAGAGUCCAUCCGCGCGUCGCCGCCUCGGCAGGCGUUGAGUGGGCCGGCAGCUUCAGGCGGCGGGCCGCCCUACAGCCAAGAUGAGCGUCGCUGUUCUGUGGAUUCGCGAAGACAACUUCGUGAGGCGGGCAACCAGCUGCGAUCGCUAGCCAAGCCGAAGGGGAAGGACUUCCUUUCCGGAGAAAAAGGCAGGGAAGCGUCAGCACUUCGCGGGCUAACUUCCACGCAGUCCGUGCGCCUGCCGCGGGCGAUGCGCUGGUUUGAAAUCUACCGCAGCGUGAUUUACGCGGACAGUCUGGGGCUGGACGAGUUCGUAGAUCUGGUCAGGUGCCUCCAGGCUUCUCGCCGCGCCUUGUUGGGGGGGGAUGGCAUCCUGGCUUCAGACGAAGAGAUCGCAAUGACGUUUCUGCCGCUUGCUUCGGAAAUGCCCGACGGCUCGCGGCGAAUGAUGCUGAGGGACUUCAAGAAAGCUGUCCACACCAGCCCGCGUUUCCUGUGCCUUCUGGGGGUCGCUUGCAACAACGUUUCCACCCCGUCGUGCGAGUCUGAGGCAUCGGUCACGACGAAGUCGGAAAAGAAGAACAGCGUUUUCUCCGGGGAUGGCACCGCGGCUCCAUGUGUUGGAGGAAAUCCGCCAGCGCCUUCAGAGGCCAGUUCUGCUCUGCGGAUAGAGCUGGUGCGCCGUGUCCGCCAGGCGGAGGCUCAGGCCGAGCGCCACCAGUGGAAGCUGCAGCAGCAGCAGAGAGAGCAGCUCCAGCAGCUGGCUGAGAGUCUUCGGGCUGUGGAGCGCGACGUCGAGGCGGUGAAGACCGCUUUGGCUGCAAAGGGCGUGCCUCCAGUUCCCGUGGAGUCCUUGGAAAUGAUUCGAGAAGGGGGGCGUUCUUUUCCUUGCGACGAUGGCGCAAUGUUUGGCCGUUUGACCAGCAGUCCUAUUCGCGGUGACCACGAAAGAGCUUUAUCCAAUCGAGGGAAUGAGGUUGCGAACAAAGCGGCAGCAAAUUAUAUGCUUCCGAGGAAAACGCAAUCACAAGGGCCCAGUGUCAUUCUACAACGCCUUGAUAAAUCGCCGGAGACAGCGGAUGCGACGAAGGAGGCAGCAACGGCUGCUGCUGCGGCAGCGUUUGCUGCACUGCAGCAGGCGGAGCAGCAGCUAAAUCGCAUUUUGGAGGAGAGCACGGUGGCUAUUUACCAGCCAAUGCACAUCGCUGACCAGCUUCUCGUGGAUAUGAACAGCAAGGAAGCAGCAGACGCCAUGCAGCAAGAACCCACCAAAAGUGGGGGACCUGCUUUCCAACGAGAGCCGACAACUCGCGUGCGGCGUCCGAUAUUUUCUCUGAAAACGGCGGGAGAGCAGCAAACUCCGGAGGCGCUGGAAGACACCCGAACAAACAGCGUUGCAGCGCAGGUGCCGGAGGCGCCGAGACGACAAAGAGUUUCCUUCAUGGUCAAGUGCGAGGAGAGCAGCUCUUUUCCAGACACAAUAAGCUGCUUCCAGGAAAACCCUGACAUGUACUCUGUGAGGGUCUCCAACACCGCUCAUUUUCCCCUGAAGGACUUCGCCGCGGAUGAAGUGGACGAGCAUAAAGUCGCCAAUUCAAGUCUCGCAACAGUCAGCGUUUUGGAUAGCCGCCGCCGGCCAGGCGCUGGCACCAGACGCAUGUACAUGAAUCGGGCCAAAGUUUACCAACGCCGAACUACACAGUGGCGCCGCGCCUCAGGCGACACCAUACAUGGGGGAGACGAAAACGACUUGGAGCCCUCGAAAGCGGGGGGCAAAGACACGAAGGGCUUUGUAGUUCACUUCGGACAUGAGUCGUGGAACAUGGUCAUCAACAUAAUGGUCGGCAUUCGUCUGGCUGGGAGCCGCGCAAUGAGUGAACCUCACCGAGCUGUCGAGCCCUACGACUUCUUGAUGAAGGAAAAGUUUUCAGUGCUGCCCAAGACUGGCAUGCUGGACAGGCAGCGCCGAAAGCCACCUCUAUGCGCGGUCCGAUUCAUUGACUACGCCCCGAUGGUCUUUCGCCGCCUCCGCGCCAUAUUUGGCAUUGAUUCUCUUCUUUACAUCAGAUCUGUAGGACCCGAGCAGCUGCUUGGCAAUUUGAUUUUAGGAAAUUUGUCGUCGCUUUCCGAAUUGGUCUCGGAGGGCAAGAGCGGUUCUCUCUUCUAUUACACCACCGACGGCAGAUUUAUGAUCAAAACUGUGUCGAAGGAAACGGCAUUUUUCAUGCGGUCUGUUCUGUUUGACUACUACAAGCACGUCUCAACUUGCUCCAACACGAUGCUGACGCGGCUCUGUGGACUUCACGCGAUCCGUUUGAAAGACAAAUCUGGGCAGAUUCUGGGAGGCAAGGAGCCGUGGAGGCGCAAAACGUACUUCAUGGUGAUGGAGAACUUCUUCCACACCCCAGUAGAAAUCCACCGCCGCUACGACCUCAAGGGCUCCACACAGGGCCGGUCGCUCCCCCCAGAGCUUCGCAGUGACCCAACAGUGGCGAGAAAGGACAAUGAUAUGGCGCGAGAUGGAGAGAUGAUAGAAAUUGGACAAGAGCGGAAGAAAAUGUUUAUCGAGCAGCUGACAAUUGACGCGGCGUUUCUAAGAGACCACGGAAUCAUGGACUACUCAUUAUUGCUAGGGAUUUCCUAUGCAAGUUGUUCACAAGAUUCCAACGUCUGCCAGAACGGCUUCCUCCUGAAUGACGAAGAGAUUCGCGCGUCUCAGUCUACGUUGAUGAACUCUUCUUCAUCUAUCGGUGGCGGGACUGACUUCGAAAGGCCUUUCUGGAGCAGAGACCUCGGCGGCAUGCAGAGCACUGACCGCACAAAGCUGUACUACGUGGGCAUCAUUGACAUUUUGACUCACUGGACAGCUAAGAAGAAACUCGAGCAUGUUGCUCGGGUCCUCCAGUAA
Messenger RNA from Eimeria tenella, 3345 nucleotides. RefSeq names its product phosphatidylinositol-4-phosphate 5-kinase, putative. Bases 1 to 3345 code for a protein of 1114 amino acids. Lineage: Eukaryota; Apicomplexa; Conoidasida; Eucoccidiorida; Eimeriidae. The record is from RefSeq and is a predicted model, not a curated record. Gene Ontology annotation, biological process: phosphatidylinositol metabolic process. The transcript is spliced from 21 exons. Gene Ontology annotation, molecular function: calcium ion binding; phosphatidylinositol kinase activity.